AACCAAUCAGUACGUUUAUUUAAUGCAAUUGAAAUAGUACACCUAUUAGAUUAGAAAAAGGUUGUUCGUUGGGAUUUGCAGAGAAAAUGUAUACAAAGAAGAGCUUCUCUCUCAUUUCAUCAUCUCCGCUUGCCGUUGACUCUUCUUCAUCCUCUUCCUCUCUCGCCGUCCCUUGCUUCUUCUCUCGGAUUCCACGGUUCCUGAAUCUUCGAAUCGCGACAAGUUUUAAAUCAACAACCUCCACGUAUCAUCCUCGGAGUCUAACGUCUCCACUCGCCGCCCUAAUGUUUCCGGAAAACACAGUACUCUCAGAUGUCUGCGCCACCGGAAUCUCCGGCGUCGUCGCUUUCUCGUGCCUCGGUUUCUGGGGAGAGAUUGGCAAGCGCGGCAUCUUGGACCAGAAACUCAUCAGGAAGCUUGUGCACAUAAACAUUGGCCUUGUUUUUAUGCUUUGCUGGCCGCUCUUCAGUUCUGGACUCCAAGGAGCGCUUUUUGCUUCUCUUAUACCUGGACUUAAUAUAAUAAGGAUGCUGCUCCUGGGCCUUGGUGUCUACCAAGACGAAGGAACUAUCAAGUCUAUGAGCAGACACGGUGAUCGCAGGGAACUACUCAAGGGACCGCUUUAUUAUGCACUCUCCAUCACAUCGGCGUGUAUCUUCUAUUGGAAGACAUCUCCAAUAGCCAUUGCAGUGAUAUGCAACCUCUGUGCUGGAGAUGGCAUGGCUGACAUUGUUGGGAGGCGGCUUGGAACAGAGAAGCUUCCUUACAACAGAAACAAGUCAGUAGCUGGUAGCAUUGGGAUGGCCAUCGCAGGGUUCUCAGCAUCCGUUGCGUAUAUGUACUACUUUGCUUCAUUUGGUUACAUCCAGAAUAGCGGGUGGGAUAUGAUUAUUCGCUUCUUCAUCAUCUCUAUAGCAUCGGCUUUUGUGGAAUCACUCCCCAUAAGCACCGACAUUGACGACAAUCUCACUGUUUCCUUAACCUCUGCCUUGCUCGGUACUCUACUCUUCUAAUAGCAGCACUGAGUCUCUUCCCCUGUAUCAUCAACUACAGAGUCAUCGAGUUUGACUGCCUCUGAAGUAAAUCUACAUUCUUAGUUCCCACUUGUUAGUGAAUAACCUCAUAUUGUUGUUGUUGUUGUUUCUGUAGACGAUCUUAUUUUUUCAGCUGUAACUGCAGUUGGGUGCACUGUUGUAAUGUAGUGUAGAAUAUAGUGACACUAUGCUUCUACGAUUUCUACUAGAAACUCAAUACAUAUGCUUGUUUGUUGUUGGUUUGA
This is a messenger RNA of Raphanus sativus (radish), 1279 nucleotides long. RefSeq names its product farnesol kinase, chloroplastic-like. Lineage: Eukaryota; Viridiplantae; Streptophyta; Magnoliopsida; Brassicales; Brassicaceae. Gene Ontology annotation, molecular function: kinase activity. Bases 87 to 1013 code for a protein of 308 amino acids. The record is from RefSeq and is a predicted model, not a curated record. The transcript has 5 exons.